Talaromyces rugulosus is the source of this 1713-nucleotide messenger RNA. RefSeq lists its product as uncharacterized. Gene Ontology annotation, molecular function: NADP binding; N,N-dimethylaniline monooxygenase activity; flavin adenine dinucleotide binding. The transcript has 3 exons. The record is from RefSeq and is a predicted model, not a curated record. Lineage: Eukaryota; Fungi; Ascomycota; Eurotiomycetes; Eurotiales; Trichocomaceae. The coding region runs from base 1 to 1713 and encodes 570 amino acids.
AUGGUUGAUUCCAAGGGCUUUUCGAGUACAGCAGUCGUCAUUAUCGGAGCUGGGAUAUCUGGCCUCUGCGCUGCUGUCGACUUGAUCAAACGCAAUAACUGUAGGGACUUCGUUAUAUUAGAGAAAUCUGCUGAUCUUGGAGGUACUUGGUAUGAUAACAUUUACCCGGGGUGCGGUUGUGACGUGGAGUGCGUCCUCUACAGCUACACUUUUGCUCAGAACAGCGCUUGGACGCGCCUUUUUCCAGAACAAAAAGAGAUUUUAUCUUACCUUAUCAAUGUAGCGCGAGAGUAUAAACUAUACCAGCAUAUUUUCUUCAAAGCAAACGUUGAAGAGGCAGCGUGGGAUGACGAUCUGAAGAAAUGGAGGACCAGGUUUACGAUUGCUGCAGAUGUUCAGGACUCACAGAAGGAAUCUUUGAACGAAAUUGAGAGUUUGUUUUUGAUUAGUGCAGUUGGCCAGCUGAGCCAACCACAAUGGCCAGGAAUUGAAGGAUUAGAGACUUUCGAUGGAAAGGUAAUGCAUAGUGCUAGAUGGGACUGGUCUUACGACAUGGCAAACAAAAAUAUUGCCAUCAUCGGAACUGGGUGUAGCGGGGUUCAGCUUCUCCCUGAGAUCGCAAAAGUGGCGGGGAAAGUUACCGUUUUCCAAAGGUCCCCUAAUUGGAUAUUCCCUCGCCUUGACAAGCCUAUCUCGCGAUUCACACGCAUGCUGUAUCGUUUUAUGCCACCCUUGCUAUGGCACCUCCGACUGAAACAGAUGAUUUCCAAUGAAGGUCAACAUUCAGCACUAGUUGAUCCUGAAGGAAAGCAUGCCGGGAUGUUCAGGCAGAUGGCCUUAGCCUACAUGCGUAGCCAGCUACCAAACAAAUCUGAUAUGUGGGAGAAGUUGACUCCAAGCUAUUCCUUCGGUUGCAAACGCCCUAUUGUCUCUGACGACUUCUAUCAGACACUGAGUCUUGCACAUAUCAAUCUCGAGACUAGGCCAAUUAAGAGCAUCAGUGGACACAAUAUCACAGUUUCUAGUGCUGAAAGUCAACAUCAAGAACAUGAUAUUUGUUACGACCUGAUCAUCUGUGCCACUGGUUUUAAAACUGUGGACUUCAUGCACCCAAUCUUGAUCUACGGAAAGAACAAGCGACCUUUGCGAGAUGUCUGGAAGGAUGGAGCCAGGGCGUAUCUGGGGACAUGUGUCGAUGAUAUGCCAAACUUUGCAAUGUUGUUUGGUCCAAACACGAGUAUUGUACACAACAGUAUAAUUCUUCAAAUCGAGUCUCAAAGCCGGUAUAUCAACGGAUUGAUCCGACCAAUCCUGGAAGCACAAGCGCUUGGACAAUCGCUUAUUCUAUCCCCAAAAAGAGAGAAGUUGGAUGAAUAUAAUAGGGCGAUACAAGGAAAACUGCAAAAGAUGAGCUUUAAUGACACUCGCUGCAGGAGCUGGUAUAAGACCGCAUCUGGGCUCAUCACCAACGCAUGGCCUGGUGGUGUUCUGGACUACCAAAUACUGCUCCAACAGGUGAUGUAUGACGAUUAUGAAAUAGAAGGCUCGGGAAAAAGCAUUGUGCUGCAACGGCCCGUGUGUGAUGUUGGCUCUCCGGUCUUUGAGUUACAAGUUCGCAAUUACAGAUCAUUGGCAAUCAGCACGAUUAGCGCGGCUGCCGUAAUAACUGUGAUUCUAUAUUCAUCAAUUAUGCAACCCGGGAGAGUGUUCUGA